AACUAUGCAAUAUUCAGAGAGAGUCCUCCAGAGAUUUUGCUUCAGUUGACAUAUGAUUUUUCUUAUAACAUGAGUCACUCUCCGUCCUACCAGAGAGAAUCUGCCUCGGCAUCUCCCGAGAGUCCUAAAGAAGGUGACUUCUCCCCUCGACAGCUUUAUGACAACCUGAAGAGCCUGGAGGAGUAUGAGACAUGUGACGACCAGAAAGAUCCCAUUGUUAACAUCAUAACCGACAACUGCUCCGGCACACUUUUGCACACUCAAAUGUGUGCUCCGCCUGUGGCAAAUGACCUUGGGAAACUAGAUGCUGGCAUUCUUCCACAAGAACAACCGAUUAUGGAAAGCCACUUGAGAGAACCAGGAUGCCUCAUCGAUGCUACAUCGCCUUUACAAGAGAAAUUUCCGGUCUCACCAGAGUUCAUGGAGGUACUCGCACUGGAUGGAAGAUUCAUUACUUUGGUGAACGCUCAGACCCAGACAGAUUGGGAGUGGGUGGAGCAGAGCCUCUCUUUCAGCUGUCAAGUUCAAAAGGAAAUCGAAGAUCCCCAGUUGUUGCAGGCAGAGGUGGUAAGCAUGGACACCGGCACUCAUUCUUCAGAGGAGCCAGAGGAUGAAAAGAUACAGAUGGAGCAUGAUAUACAUUGUGUGGGCCUGCCUCGUCUUAUAGCACACAAGCGGGAGCCAAAACAAACCGCUCAUGUUGAAAAGGUUCCAGAGGUUGCAUCUAAACAGGAUGUGCUUCUUGCUCAGUGUGACUAUUGUAAGCAGCUCUUUCAACCCUUCGUACACAGUGAACUGUUGGAAAAUGCAACAGACUUUCAGAGGCUCUUCUGUUGUGAGAAAGCUAAACAAAUGAGAGAGCUUAUAAUGGCAGAGAAAGAGAAGCUGGCACAGAAGGAGUCAGAUAGGAAGAUUGAUGUGAACCCGGGUGCCCCCAUGAUGAGCGAGGAGGAGAGGAAAGUUGCUAAAGAGCAGGCAAAGGAGAGGUUGAGACUUUUGCAACUCCAGAGAAAACCUACAAAAGACAACUUAAACAAAGACUUGAGUCACAUUGAGAUAAAAAAUACAACCUCAUACAGGCUGUCAAAAGAAAUUCCCUGCAUCAACCCUCAGAAAGACAUCAAAAAUACUACUGACAUGUUCACUUUACAAGAAGAGACAGAUGGUAAUCAAAAGCCCAAGGACGUACUGAAGAAGUUCUACAAAAGUGGUGAAUGUUUUCUUACUUUAUGCCCCGAUGGAACAGGUAAUGUUUUUUAUCCUUCUGGGAAUGCAGCCAUGAUAAUAUCCUCUGCAGAAGCUGCUGACUUCACUUACAUAAUCUUGGACGACAAGGACGCAGCGCCCAGCAUCAAAGGCAUUUUCACAAAUAGAGGCCACAGCACAUGCUAUCAUCCCAAUGGAACGAUGUGGUUGAAUCUGACCCCUGUUGGAGGUCUCUGCUUCAGUGAGAUGGGAGCUUUGAACAGACGCUGGAAUUGGUUGUAUCGUGACCCGAAUGUACAUAACCUUCCCUUCAAGCCUCUGACCUUAGCCCUAGGCCCACACAUCAGUGUGUGCAUACACUCACAAGAACGCAUGUACAUCAAGUUUGCACAUCAGCAAAACAAUGUGCACUUCAAUGUGGGCUCAAAGCUUGAGCACAUUUAUCCAGAGAGCUGUGACAAGCCAAGGCAAGAUGUUCUGGAGAGAUAUGCCCAAAUGAAGAGGUCAGAGAUUUACUCUCUGCUCGACCAGAUGCAGACCUGCAUGUCGCGCCACUCUGCAAGCCUGAGCAACAUUAAGCCACAUUACCGUUUCACUGCCCAGAAGCAGCGGCUUAGCAGAGAAAUGGAAAAGGAGAAGUCACCCGAGAAGAUAAAGGCCCAUGUAAAUUAAGAAAGAAAUACAGAAUUGGCAAGAGCUGAUAUCAUUUAUGGCUGUGUUACAGUUUAUAGCCUUAUUAUUUAAAACCUUUUGAGGAUCUGGUGCUUAUAGUCAUUCAGUGUUUCAUUCAGACUGUAAAGCUCGAGGUUUAUAGAAAAAGAUUUAUGGUGGAUUGGAUCAGUGACUCUGGAAAGACAAAAACACGCAGAGAAGAAGCUCAGGUUU
Messenger RNA from Centropristis striata (black sea bass), 2091 nucleotides. Its product is annotated as glutamate-rich protein 6-like. The coding region runs from base 70 to 1878 and encodes 602 amino acids. Lineage: Eukaryota; Metazoa; Chordata; Actinopteri; Perciformes; Serranidae. The transcript is spliced from 13 exons. The record is from RefSeq and is a predicted model, not a curated record.